GGGAGGCAGGUAAAGAUAUACUUACAAUAACAUGGCUGAUAUUUGCUGGGCUCUAUCAGAGACAUCAUAGGGCGCCAAGGGGCACAGAGAAAGCGCUUCUAACCUGGGCAUUUUGCCGUUCUAGGGUUGCUACUCCAGUACUUUCGAAAGUCAGGGAAAUGGGCAGAGGGAGAUGGCUGAGAACAGCGGCAAACAGGGAAGGUAUGUGGGUAUAGAGUUGUCAGAGCCUCUAGUUUUGUUUUGCUUUUGUUUUCCUUUUUUUUUUUUUUUUUUUUUUUGGAAAAGCCACAAAUCUGAAUUUUUAUGUGAGCUCUCUUGAGUUUUAAGUGCUGUAAACGAAUCCAAAUUUUCAAAUGUGGGAGGCCAAACACAACACCCCUGCAGGACAAUUUGGCCUUGGCCUACCAGCUUGCGAGGCAUUCUGCCAACCAGCCAUCCCUCCUCAGACCAAAGACCUGAGGGUCCACUCUUUCAGGCUCUGGGAAAUCUAGCAAUGAGCGAGCCAGACAACUUUCUUGCAUUGUGGUGGUGCCUGGUACCGUGCUUCUCAAACAUCAGGAUGUGUGGGAAUCACCUGGCAUUCACACUGAAAGGCAGCUUUCUCACUCGGGAGGUCUGGGGUAAGUAAGGCCUGAAAUUUUCUUUCUAACAAGCUCCCAGGUGAUGGUGAUGCUGGUGAUCCCUGAACCAUAUAUGCUUUGAGUAGAGUUGCUCUAUAUUCCGGAGGAGUUUAGGAGCAGCUGGCAAGCACCGUGUUUUUACUUGAGUUUUAGUUUAUUGGGGUGUCUUGGAGCUGAGGACAUCAGAGGCAAAUGCUUAAGGCUGCGCCGCCAGGUCUCUAUUCUCAGAGGUUAUAAUCUAGAAGGCAGGUGGGGGUGGAGGAAAGUGUUAGGAAAAGCUUCCUGGAGGAGGUGCAUGGGAACUGCAGGAACCUCCCUGGCCGUCGAGAAAGGGAGAAGCCCUGAACUCCCCCUCUCCUCGGGCUGGGUCUCUGCAUCCCCACGCCGUGUACGGUUUCCCAGGCAUCCCACGUGUCUGCGGCCAGCGAGUGCCUGUCAAUCAAGUUUCUCUCCUACCCGGGGCUGGGUAGGGUUUAAAGGCAGCAGCGGUGCAGAGCGUUCCCAUCGUGCCGCGCGGCGGGCGGGUUUGGAUUUUAAAUCCCCGCGGCCAAUCAGUGGCGCGCAGGCUCUUGUAACGUUCCCGGCGCCGCGUUUGAAUUCGAGGAGGAGCGAAGCGGUGCCAGGUCUCUGCCCAGACUCUGCUAGGUUUGCGGAGCAACUCCGGGAACAUGAGUGCGGCGGCAACUGCAGGGAAGCUGGCGCGGGCACCAGCCGACCCAGGGAAAGCCGGGGGCCCCGGAGUUGCAGCUCCCGGGGCUCCAGCGGCCGCUCCGCCGGCGAAAGAGAUCCCUGAGGUCCUAGUGGACCCGCGCAGCCGGCGGCGCUACCUGCGGGGACGCUUUCUGGGGAAGGGCGGCUUUGCUAAGUGCUUCGAGAUCUCGGACGCCGACACUAAGGAGGUGUUCGCUGGCAAAAUCGUGCCUAAGUCGUUGCUGCUCAAGCCUCACCAGAAGGAGAAGAUGUCCAUGGAGAUAUCCAUUCACCGCAGUCUCGCCCACCAGCACAUCGUAGGCUUCCACGGCUUUUUCGAGGACAACGACUUCGUGUUCGUGGUGUUGGAGCUCUGCCGCCGGAGAUCUCUCCUGGAGUUGCACAAGCGGAGGAAAGCACUGACGGAGCCCGAAGCCCGCUACUAUCUUCGGCAGAUCGUCCUUGGCUGCCAGUACCUGCACCGAAACCGGGUCAUUCACCGGGACCUCAAGCUGGGCAACCUUUUCCUGAACGAGGAUCUGGAGGUGAAAAUAGGGGAUUUUGGACUGGCAACCAAGGUCGAAUAUGACGGGGAACGCAAGAAGACCCUGUGUGGGACUCCUAAUUACAUAGCUCCUGAGGUGCUGAGCAAGAAAGGGCACAGUUUCGAGGUGGACGUGUGGUCCAUUGGGUGCAUCAUGUAUACCUUGCUAGUGGGCAAACCACCUUUUGAGACAUCCUGCCUAAAAGAGACUUACCUCCGGAUCAAGAAAAAUGACUACAGUAUUCCCAAGCACAUCAACCCUGUGGCCGCCUCCCUCAUCCAGAAGAUGCUUCAGACAGAUCCUACUGCCCGCCCAACCAUUCACGAGCUGCUCAAUGACGAGUUUUUUACUUCUGGCUAUAUCCCCGCCCGGCUCCCCAUCACCUGCCUCACCAUUGCACCACGGUUUUCAAUUGCUCCCAGCAGUCUGGACUCCAGCAACCGGAAGCCUCUCACAGUCCUCAAUAAAGGCAUGGAGAACCCCACGCCCGAGCGGCCCCGGGAGAAAGAGGAACCAGUGGUCCGGGAGACCAGUGAGGCAGUUGACGGCCACCUAGGCGACAUGCUGCAACAGCUGCACAGUGUCAAUGCCUCCAAGCCCUCAGAGCGGGGGCUGGUGAGACAAGAGGAGGCUGAGGAUCCCGCCUGCAUCCCCAUCUUCUGGGUCAGCAAAUGGGUGGACUAUUCAGACAAGUACGGCCUUGGGUACCAGCUGUGCGACAACAGUGUGGGGGUGCUCUUCAACGACUCGACACGCCUGAUCCUUUACAAUGACGGCGACAGCCUGCAGUACAUAGAGCGUGAUGGCACAGAGUCCUACCUCACUGUGAGCUCCCAUCCCAACUCCCUGAUGAAGAAGAUCACCCUCCUGAAGUACUUCCGGAACUACAUGAGUGAACACUUGCUGAAGGCAGGCGCCAACAUCACGCCUCGGGAAGGCGAUGAGCUCGCCCGGCUACCCUACCUGCGCACCUGGUUUCGCACCCGCAGCGCCAUCAUCCUGCACCUCAGCAACGGCUCUGUGCAGAUCAACUUCUUCCAGGACCAUACCAAACUCAUCCUGUGCCCGCUGAUGGCAGCCGUGACCUACAUUGAUGAGAAGCGGGACUUCCGCACGUACCGCCUGAGCCUGCUGGAGGAGUAUGGCUGCUCCAAGGAGCUGGCCAGCCGGCUGCGCUAUGCCCGCACCAUGGUGGACAAGCUGCUGAGCUCCCGCUCGGCCACCAACCGUCUCAAGGCCUCCUCGUAGGCCUUCCUCCCCUCCGGACUGGUGCCCCUCCCACCCCCACCAGCACCUCGGCCCGUACUGGUUAGCUCCCACGGUGCUGUUUUCUAGAAUGUGGCCCCUGGCCCUGGGGGCUGGGAAGAGCUACAUUAUCCUUGCUGGUGGGUGUCUCCGUGUAAGUUAUUUUUGUACAUGUUCCGGUGUGGGUUCUAUGGCCUCUUUCCCUUCCCUCUCAACCCCGCCAUGUGAAUUGUACAGAAUAUUGCUCUUGAAUCCGGGACUGUCCUUUCCUUGCCUUUAUAUACAUUAAACACGUGAAUCUUC
This is a messenger RNA of Leopardus geoffroyi (Geoffroy's cat), 3403 nucleotides long. RefSeq names its product polo like kinase 1 (gene PLK1). NCBI's taxonomy places the organism in Eukaryota, Metazoa, Chordata, Mammalia, Carnivora, Felidae. Gene Ontology annotation, biological process: mitotic cell cycle; protein phosphorylation; regulation of cytokinesis. Gene Ontology annotation, cellular component: spindle pole; centrosome; nucleus. The record is from RefSeq and is a predicted model, not a curated record. Gene Ontology annotation, molecular function: protein binding; ATP binding; protein serine/threonine kinase activity. The transcript is spliced from 10 exons. Bases 1289 to 3103 code for a protein of 604 amino acids.